AAGAGUCCAUGGGCUACCUCAAAUAACCAUAGGGUUUUGUACUUUUCUUUUCUCAGCAUCUUUUCCUCACCUGCGAUUCUUCGCCAUUUCUCCAGCGUCUCCCUCAGAAAUCAAUCCAUUAUUCCGCUUCUACCAACACUUUGGUGUUUCUUUAUACUUGAGUGAGCCAUGGGGAGAAAGGCUGGAAAUUUGUACAUAAACCCGAAAAAGCUCGGUGGUAUAGCGAAACCAUGUAUGAAGGAGAUGGUGACGUUCCUCAACUGCAUGGCUCUCAACAAAUGCAAAGAUGAUAACUGCGAGAAACAGAAGAACCUCCUGAGCGUUUGUAUGAACGGACAUGCGGAGAAGUCCAAGUCGUGGGGAAACAUCAAUUACCAUUUGCAGAGGCUAACCCGCGGAAGAAAGUAAUGUGGCAUAUGGAUCUUGUUCUAUCCAUAGACUGAUGGGUCAAAUGGUAGUUAUAAUGAUCUUAUUGAUUUCUACGUUUCUCUCCCAGUGUUUUUGGGGUACUUCAUAUUUAUAAGUUGUUGGCAUCUAGAAGAAGUAGAAACUUUGGACAUAUUGUUCACCUAAGGAGAAAGGAUUUGGUCUCUCUGUUUUGCAAUAAACAUGUCUUCCGUGUC
This is a messenger RNA of Brassica oleracea var. oleracea, 623 nucleotides long. RefSeq lists its product as uncharacterized. Lineage: Eukaryota; Viridiplantae; Streptophyta; Magnoliopsida; Brassicales; Brassicaceae. The coding region runs from base 169 to 408 and encodes 79 amino acids. Gene Ontology annotation, molecular function: structural constituent of ribosome. The transcript is spliced from 3 exons. The record is from RefSeq and is a predicted model, not a curated record. Gene Ontology annotation, biological process: mitochondrial translation.